AUGAACUCAGUGGAGAAAUGGGUUAAGGCUAUACGGUCAAAAUACUUCCCUGACACCAGUAUUCAUGCAAAUAUCAAAACCAACUGCUCAUGGGUUUGGAAGGGAAUUCAGAAACAACUUACCUUCAUAAAGCAACACUGCAGAUGGAGAUUAGGAAGGGGUAAUAAGAUCAAGAUUUGGCUUGAUGUUUGGAUACCUGGAAUGAGUAAACCACCAACACCAAAGCAUGGAGUGACAGAUAGUGAACAAUAUAUAUGGGUCAUGGAUCUCUUCUUACAAGAUAGCAGCCAGUGGAAUAGUGAACUCCUUCAUCACCUGUUUGACAGUAAUGUUGUUGAUCUGAUUCUGAAUUUGCGAAUACCAACUGCAGCAGAAGACAAACUCAUCUGGAGUCUGAUACAUAAUGGAUUUUUCACUCUUAAAUCUGCAUACAACAAGCUGCACGAGCUAAGUCUGGGUAAUCUGCAAACUUUCGAUAAGAUACCAAAUUCUACCAUCACUUGGAAGAAGUUAUGGAAUGUAAAGACUUGGCCUAGAGUAAAACAUUUCUGGUGGAAAUGUCUCACAGAUUCUCUACCCACCAAAGUCAGGCUUGCAAGGAAUCGUGGAUAUACAAACUGUCUAUGCCCUUUAUGCAACCAGUAUGAUGAAUCACUCAUGCAUAUACUCUUUUACUACCCUUUUUCGAGAGCUGUAUGGAUGCAGAUUCCUGGUGCCACUGGUAUAUUAACAGGGAAUCACAAUAGCAUUUAUGACAUGUUUGAAAGUUGGAUGAUACAACCUCAACAUCAGCUGAACACUGCAAUGAUUGUUUCCUGGUCAAUCUGGAAUGAGAGAUGUGAAGUCCAGUUUCAGGGAAAAACAGCUGAUCUGAUACUGGUCGCAAAAAAGGCUAUAUCCUUUUCUAAUUACAUUCAGAAGCUUAACUAUAGUGUCUCAGUUACUACUAAUAUAGGAAGAUGGAAGGGUUACAAAUCCAAAUGCUAUGUAGGAAUAAAGAGCUCGGAACAAGCAGAGUGCCUGGCUUUUCUUGAUGCAAUUAGAUGGGGUGUAAAGCUUCAAUAUACACACAUAGUCUUCGAAACGGAUCUGCAAGAAAUCGAUAGCUACAUCAAUCAUCACACUCCAGCUGUUUCUUGGGAAAAUGAAGACAUUUUGUUGGAUGCCGUUGAUAGUCUAAAAUAUAUCCCACAAUGGGAUUGUAAGUUCGUGUUUAGAAGUUGUAAUAAACCUGCAGACAAACUAGCUAAGUUUUGUAGGCAUAAUGGUAUUACUAGAGAGUGGCUCACUGAGACUCCUAGAGUCAUAGAGAGAUAUCUUUUGUCAAACUUGGAAUCGGUUUCUUAG
This is a messenger RNA of Papaver somniferum (opium poppy), 1347 nucleotides long. RefSeq lists its product as uncharacterized. NCBI's taxonomy places the organism in Eukaryota, Viridiplantae, Streptophyta, Magnoliopsida, Ranunculales, Papaveraceae. The record is from RefSeq and is a predicted model, not a curated record. The coding region runs from base 1 to 1347 and encodes 448 amino acids. Gene Ontology annotation, molecular function: nucleic acid binding; RNA-DNA hybrid ribonuclease activity. The transcript has 2 exons.